GCGUAUCCAGUGCAUGAGCUACUUAGCUUAAUAAGUUUUUGUUUGGCUGAAACUAGGUACAUUGGGAAAGUCUGUUUUAUAUAAAGAAAAUCAAAGUGAGUUAGAGAAUGAAUAAAUGAUAGUAAUAUAAUAGGAUACAACAAAAAACUAUGUCAGAGCUUGACGACCAGUCUUUUGAAAAUAUCAAAGAUCCUAAUGACAAAUUUGCGCCAUCUACUAGCAGCAGAAAGACUAGACCUCAUCAAGAUAAUGGAUCUAUCAAUACAGAUGAUCUCUUACAAUCAGACACCAACCAUUCGCAUAACUCAUUGCUAGAAGAUUCAGAAGAAGAAGAUGAGUUUGUUAAGAAAUAUGGUGAAGUCAAUUUUCAGUAUAUUGACAAACCUGCCGACUCUUUUUGGUGGGUAAAGCCACAUGCAUUGAAUUAUUUCAAAGAUGGUGUAUUGUAUAGAACUAAAGGAGAACGUACAUCCGGUAAGAUAGAGUUGUUUCUUGACUUACUGUAUGUUGGAAUUGUCUCCAAUCUUGCUUCUUCUGCAACAGACGAAGCUUCAGCUGGUAGUUUUUUGAAAUACAUUCUUCUUUUCAUUCCAACUUGGACAGUGUGGAGUGAUGUUAAGGAUUUUGUCAAUUAUUAUUACUCUGAAGAUUUGGCCCAAAAAUUAUACAUCCUCUGGAUUAUGGCACUAUUGAUCCUUUAUGACAACAAUUGUGAUCAUGUUUUGGAAGGGACCAAAGAGGCAGCCUUUACAGUGGUUCCUUAUAUAUUAUGUCGCACAUCUUUGGCAAUCAGUUUGUGGGUUUACUCUAUGUGGGUACAAGAACAUAGGUUGCAAAUGAGAGUGUAUGGUCUGCUAUUAUUUCUAACAAGUUCUUUAUGGAUUAUUGUCAUUUUUGUUGAUACUCGUGCUAAAAUUGGAGUCACAAUUGCUCUUUUGUUCAUCGAAAACUUUUCUUUUUCUUUUUGUUACCAUCCUUGGGUCAAAAAAAACAUCAUGAAAUUGACCUGCAGUACAGCUUUAAAUAUUGAGCAUGAAGUGGAAAGAUUUGGCGCAUUCUAUGUUAUUGCAAUUGGUGAGUUUUUGUAUAAAACUGUUGCUGGUAAUCCUAUAAGGCAGGGUUUCAAUUCUCAUUUAUCUCGAGGAGUUUGUUGUUUAAUCAUUUCAUAUGUAUUCCUCUGGCUUUAUUUCAACUCCGGAACUUCUUCUCGUGCUACUCAUGCUCUUAGAAGAUCUGGUUAUAGUGCAAUUGUUUGGAUUUAUUCUCAUAUCCCUUUGAUUGCAGGUCUUAUCCUUGCUGCAGACUCUGCUGGAGAUUGGAUUGAACUUGAUACACAGUUGACAAAAAAACACCCAGAGCAGUUAUUGUCAUUGAAUGAAAGAUCGAGUACGUUGUCAUCAACUGAAGAAGCAGUGGAUGCUCCUUCCAUGUAUGCGUUAUCCUUUUUUUUCACUGGAGGAAUAUGUGUUUCUCUUUGGGCUUUAGGAACAAUAGCUUUUGCUGAGAAGUCAAGAGAUUCUAAGAAUAUGCAUAUCGUAACAAAAUUCUGGCGAGUAUUCCCCAGGUUCCCUGCUGGAGUAAUUAUUCUAUGCAUGAGUUUUGCCGAAAUGAGAACUACUGAAUUAAUGGGUUUAACUACAAUGAUAUGUGCACUUUUAUUUAUAUGGGAGUCUAUCACUAUUACACCAAGGAGUUCUUUACCUAAAAUCUUCGGAGGUUGUUCGAAUAUUGUUCUAUCUGAGCAGGUUGAACGGUUUUGACCACUUGAGAUUUUAUGAGCAAAGUUAAGAUGAUUUGAACAAAUAUAAAACAUUCACACAUUCUGUCGUUGUUUUAUUUUAGUUAUUUCUAUCAUCGCUUAUAGUUUGCUAUUUUACACUAUGUUAUCAAAUCAUAUUCAUUUUAUUUUCACUUCUUUUACCCUAUUGCUUGCUGUGUCUACCUUCAAAUAUUUUCCAUUUAGCUUACUUUUAACUUAUACUUUUUCUUUUCAGCAGUUCAGUAUCUAUAUUUCUUCAGAUAAUUGCCAACAGAGCCGUGUCAAGAUACGAGUAAUGAUUCUUGACUAAGAAAAAUUGCUGCGUUGGCUUUGAUAAAUCUUAGAAAUAGGUUAUUAAUAAAGAAAAAACGAUCAUUCGUAAUGGUAAUUC
Molecule: messenger RNA, 2150 nt
Organism: Pichia membranifaciens NRRL Y-2026
Lineage: Eukaryota; Fungi; Ascomycota; Pichiomycetes; Pichiales; Pichiaceae
Exons: 1
Coding region: 150-1760 (536 amino acids)
Source: RefSeq, a predicted model, not a curated record